This is a messenger RNA of Mizuhopecten yessoensis (Yesso scallop), 3208 nucleotides long. Its product is annotated as mucin-17-like. Gene Ontology annotation, biological process: proteolysis. NCBI's taxonomy places the organism in Eukaryota, Metazoa, Mollusca, Bivalvia, Pectinida, Pectinidae. The annotation marks the transcript as partial. The record is from RefSeq and is a predicted model, not a curated record. The transcript has 17 exons. Gene Ontology annotation, molecular function: metalloendopeptidase activity.
GGUACUAACCAUGUGUGGUUUCUUCCUCGCCUGGAUCACGGCCUUAUUACAUGUUGGGGUUUUACAUACUAAUGCAAUCCUAUUUGAAGGAAAGUUUGAAUAUGAAACUGAAGAACUGGUGACGUUACAAUUUAAUGACGUAGGACGCUUUAAAAGAUCACCCGGUGGUUCGACGUCAAAUCCGGACGCCCUCGAAGUAAAUUUUGACGCAGCGAACACGUCAAUCAGCCUUUCUUUAAAACGUAACUAUGGAGUUGAUGAGAACAUGCCUGUCUACGUCAUUCGUGGAAAUAGAGUUGUCAUGGAAACGCUUCCCCCUGCCAACCGAACUGCAUUCUACCAAGACUUUGCUCACGGUGCUGCCUUCAUUGUCGAAUACACCGACGAAGGACUGGCAAAUAUGCAUGGUACAGUUACGAUCAGGGGCGUGCAAUACUUCGUGGAAAGGUCGUCCGGAACCAAUUCAGAUUCACAUGUGUUCGACUUCCGCCUGCGCAAGCCCAAAACAAAGGCAGUUUCCUUCACUGAUCCUAUUCCAGAAGGCAAAGAAGAUGGUACCGCGCUUAGGAAAACGAAAAACGUUACUUUGGAUGAUGUCGCGUUAGACAAUGUCAGACUAGAUGACGUCACUUUGGAUGAAGUCACAAGCGAUGUCCCUUAUAUCGGUUCAAGCCAUCAUAUCGUCAAACGGAGCGUCGUAAACCACCAAGUGGAACUUCUGAUAGUGACGGACUAUUCUGUAUAUAAAUAUUGGUAUGACGUCAGCACGGCCAGUUCCUCUGCCGCCAAGGACCUCGUAGCAAAGCAGUCUAUUCUUCAAUUCUACGCUUACGUCAUCAACGAGCUAGACAUGAAGUAUAGUAACCUGCAGUCCUCAACUAUCUCCAUUGAUGUGGUGUUCGCCGGUAUCGUGAUCGCUGACACUGUGGCUAGCUCAAGCUGGACAGAGGACAUCGUGUCCGAUGGAAAGGUGGACGUAGUGAACGCUCUGUUGAACUUUAGGACGUGGCACACGAGCGCUUCUGGUCUUCCCGGACACGACCAUGCCAUGCUGUUUUCAAAGUAUGAUUUCACGUCGACCGUCGAUGGAAUCGUGUCUAGUGGUGUAGCUGGUUUGGCGUUCAGGCCUGGGGUGUGUAAAACCAGCAUGUUGUCCGUUGUUGAAGAUAGAUUUAACUACAAUAUGAUGACCAUAGCGGCACACGAGCUAGGACACAAUAUGGGUUCCCCCCAUGAUGGAAUAUACAACCUGACCGUAUGUGACAGCUCGUUCGGAUAUAUCAUGUCUCCGGUUACCUUGACGAUGACUGGAGAUGACGCUUCAAAUCCUUGGAUUUUCUCCAGUUGCUCCGUGACGUCAUUCGAAGACAAUAUCGCCACCCUAAAUAAUGAAGGAAAUAACUGCCUGUUGACCUUGAGUAGCAGUCACGACCCGACGGCCUUGACCCCGUAUGACCAGGAGAUUCCCGGUCAGCUGACAACAGCUGACGAGCAGUGCGAGCGACUGGAGGGAAGCGGGUCAUACCUAUGUAGGAGAUUUUACUCCAAGGAUUAUUCCACCAUGUGUCACACCAUGUACUGUCAGGACCUUGCGAGCAAUUUCUGCUUCAGCUUCGUCCCAGCCACCGGUACAACGUGCGGUAACCAAAAGUGGUGUGAACGGGGUGUCUGUGUAUACAACGCAACAGCGCCAGCUUCCAGCGAUGUGUGUCCGUUCGGCAAUGAACCCGGGAUAGUUCACACUCAGAACGGGGUUUCCUACACCUGUGACCAGCUGGUGGCCACUUUUACUAUCGACACCAUAUGCAAAAUAAGUUCCUUCUACAAUAAGUGUUGUAGCACGUGCAGCGCUGCUGAAACCAACAUACCAGGUUGUCAGUUUGGCGAUACUUCCUCCACUUGUGACGUCACUCAAUGUGACACGUAUUCUCCUACCAGACUGGAUAACUGUUGUGAGACCUGUUAUGUUGCGCCAACCACAACUACAACUCCAAUAACUACAACUACCAUUCCAACAACCACAACUACCAUUCCAACAACCACAACUCCCAUUCCUACAACUACCAUUCCAACAAACACAACUACCAUUCCAACAAACACAACUACCAUUCCAACUCCCACAACUACCAAUCCAACAACUACAACUACCAUUCCAACAACCACAACUACCGUUCCCACUACCACAACUACCAUUCCAACAACUACAACUACCAAUCCAACAACUACAACUACCAUUCCAACUACCACCACUACCAUUCCAACAACAACAAAUAGCAUUCCAACUACCACAACUACCAUUCCAACAACUACAACUACCAUUCCCGCAACCACAACUACCAUUCCAACAACCACAACUCCCAUGCCAACUACCACAACUACCAUUCCAACUACCACAACUACCAUGCCAACUACCACAACUACCAUUCCAAUAACUACAACUGCAAUGCCAACAACCACAACUACCAUGCCAACUACCACAACUACCAUUCCAACUACCACAACUACUAUUCCAACAACCACAACUACCAUUCCAACAACCACAACUACCAUUCCAACAACCACAACUACCGUUCCCACUACCACAACUACCAUUCCAACUACCACCACUACCAUUCCAAUAACUACAACUACCAUUCCAACAACCACAACUACCAUACCAACUACCACAACUACCAUUCCAACAACCACCACUACCAUUCCAACAACUACAACUACCAUUCCAACAACCACAACUAACAUUCCAACUACCACAACUACCAUUCCUACAACCACAACUACCAUGCCAACAACAACAACCACCAUUCCAACUCCCACAACUACCAUUCCAACAACCACAACUAACAUUCCAACUACCACAACUACCAUUCCAACAACCACAACUACCGUUCCCACUACCACAACUACAAUUCCAACUACCACCACUACCAUUCCAACAACUCCAACUACCAUUCCAACAACCACAACUAACAUUCCAACUACCACAACUACCAUUCCAACAACCACCACUACCAUUCCAACAACUACAACUACCAUGCCAACAACCACAACUACCAUGCCAUCUACCACAACUACCAUUCCAACAACCACCACUACCAUUCCAACAACAACAACUACAAUGCCAACAACCACAACUACCAUACCAACGACCACAACUACCAUUCCAACAACCACAACUACCAUUCCAACAACAACAACUACCAUUCCAACA